This is a messenger RNA of Lingula anatina, 3008 nucleotides long. Its product is annotated as androgen-induced gene 1 protein-like. Lineage: Eukaryota; Metazoa; Brachiopoda; Lingulata; Lingulida; Lingulidae. The record is from RefSeq and is a predicted model, not a curated record. Gene Ontology annotation, cellular component: membrane; endomembrane system.
UGUUCUCCCACGUGGCUUUGUGUUUUGGGGUGUAUUGACUGUCUCCAGGACCCAGAGAGGUAUUUUAUAUGCAGGAUAAUUAAGGUUUAUUGAUCUAGGUCAGUUACUUCCUAAUACAAACAAGUGGCACCACUUGCUCACUACCUCCACAGGUAUAAAUAAUACAGAUGAGGUGGUGAUAUGUAUAUAUUGUGGUUGGACAGUAAUAUAUGUAGACAUGCAGGCAGGGCAGUCAAGUGUUACAAUACAGUGACUUGAGGUGGACCAUAGCUGGUCCAGGAAGCUUAGAUAUAUGUAUAUACAGUAUAUAUCUCAGGAGCAGUGAGACAGGGACAUUUGGAAUUUCUGAGAUUUUGGAGGAACUUUGAUUGUUGCAUUCCAUGAUAACUGAUAAUAAGAGAGAGGAUGAUCUGAGAAUUACAGUAUCAACUACGAGUACAUAUACAUGAAGACAGUGUUGACUAGAACUGUAAUAUAGGCGGGGUUUCUGUACGACACACAUCAACUGGAGAAAUUUGUCAACUUUGUUGCAUGGACUUGUUAAAAGUCACCUGUUGUGCACUGCUGUGGAAUUUACUGAUAUUGUUGACUGUUACUUUGGCAGACUUGAAGAGUGUUAAAGCUGUACAACCUUUGGGAAAAUAAGGCAGUUUGAUAUUACAUAAUUUCAUGCUUGAUGUGACAGGCACUUAAAACCAUUGAUGAGGUUUGGUCAGGAUACCACAUAUUUUCAUGCGGGAAGAUUUUAGCAGUUGAAAAGUAGUGAAAAAGAGUCCACAGACAGUGAGAAACUAUUAGAUUGUUUUACAGCUUGGAAGUAGACUGUAUAAGGAAAGUGAUUUGAAUGAAAAAGAAAUCUGCUGACAUCACAUGGUGUCUCUCCAUUACUGCACGAAAAGAUCGAGUCACAGAAAUUGCACGUAUACAUCAAAUACUUAAAAGGAGAAGUCAUCAUCCCACUAGUGCGUGUCUGUAUCCUGUUGUUGACUUCAUGAAGAUUGUGUAAAAAUAACUCAGAAGCAUCAACUUAUUCAGCACAGUGAAAAGUGACUGGAAUUUAGGCAAAUUACUGAUCGUAAAAGAGAUAAAGGAAGACAUAUUGUUGCCAGCACAUCUACUAUACUGGUAUUGUUAUAUAUGUGUUGUAUAUGGUGAAAUGGCAUCCAAGGCUGUUCCACUUGCAGUACAUCUAACAGUGCUGGUGAUUCAAGCGUACUCUGUCUAUUACGACUACUUUAUAUGCAGGCCGCGUAAUAAUUACAGCUGGAAUAGCUACGGAGGGCCGUGGAAGUAUCUGACAUGGUGGACUGAGUUGAUCAACACGUUCUACUUUGGGAUCGCCCUACUUAAUGACCUGUGUGGCAGCAAUGCAGGGCCUGAAGACGGGAAAGAUAAACACUCCACCCUACAGAAGUUUAGAGAUAGAAUGUAUAGUAUACUGGCGUUUCCUAUAGGCGCAUUUGUUGUAGCCUCCUUCUGGUCUCUAUACGCGGUGGACAGGGAGCUGGUGUAUCCCGCAGAGCUGGACAAAAUCAUUCCAUCCUGGUUAAACCAUGUCAUGCAUACCACUGUACUACCAUUCCUGCUGAUAGAGGCAUAUGUGGUCUACCAUGAAUAUCCCAGCAAGAAAGUAGGGAUUCCUGGAAUCGUGUUUUUCUCUUCGUUGUACCAGUUUUGGAUAUUGUGGAUUGCAUUCAAGGCGGAUAUCUGGGUGUACCCCAUCCUCAGGGUGCUCAGCUGGCCCAUGAGGAUCGUCUUCAUGGUGCUGUGCUGGGUGCUGGUGAUGAUCCUCUACUUGUGUGGUCAUGAAGUCACACAGAUGUGCUGGGGACCAACGCAAGGGAAGACUCUACAGGCAAAGAAGGUUAAAUAAUGAAACAUUAAUUAUGGACCAAAAUUCUAAAAUAUGAACGAGAAAUGUGAUAAAGGAUAAGAAAAAUUCUGAAAAGAUUCAAGAUAAGACUUUAUGAAGGAAAUAAGAAGUAAUGAGGCUGGACGAUAGAAAUGAAAGUUGAAAGUCUUUGAGAAGGGUUCUCCCUUCAGCAAUGCAAGAGGGUACGCCGGACCCUCGUUCAGCAGUGUAAACAUGAAUAUUUUAUGUGGUUAUCUCUUGGGGUGCUUAGUGGCUCCCUCUAUGCAAUGUGAUCCAUGAUUUAUUUACUAGAUGUUAUCCUUUGUUUGAUAUUAGUUUUUGAGAGAGGAAAUAUACAAAUUGCUCUUUGUGAUGUUCUGUCAUAUGAACUCAGCAAAUUAGCUGUGGUUAAUGUAAUGUUUUUAUAUUUUUUGUAAAACUUCACAGUUAGUACCUAUACCAACUGGCAAAUAAUUUACAAGUACUACAUAUAUGUUAUUGUGAGGCUAAUAAACACUCCAAGUUUGAUAGUUCAAUAAAAAGUCUACUCUUUAGCCUAUGGUGUUGCUGUUUCUGAAGAUUAACCAGUGACAUACAUCUGAGCUAUGUAUUUCAAGGAUAACAACAUUUAAUUUUUGUCAAAAAAUGGAUUUUCCUGGGGUAAAUGACAAUUUUCUACUACUUUUCAUAGUUUAUGAAUCUGUUCCAACAUAGAGAGUAAGUCCAUUGUCUUUUUCUAAAAAAAGAGAUUAAGAGAUUAUUACAUAGGAUAGCCAUAUAUGAAGGUCUUGUAGUCCGAUGACAAACACAUAUUCCAGAAUAAUUGUGAUUACUGUAGUUUUAGUGUUAAAAUAGAAUUCAUUAUAUUUCUAUGAAUUGUUUACAGUGUAUUUUUUGUGAAAUAUGGAUCUCAUACAAAGAGUUAUAUAUAUCCCUUGAAGCCCCUGUCAGAGUGUUUUUAAUCGCAGGGUGAGUCAUCUGCUGCCAGGACAAGGAAGAGGAUGUUCAUGAUGGCUGACAGUGUUCUGGUGUUAGCGACAGAGAACUAAGAGUAACUAUGUAUGAGAAUUGUUCAUAGUGCAAGUGUCAUCAUUAAAUCAAUAAUAACUUGAAUAAUGUCAAAAAUGAAUUGAAAAGAUUAAAUUGGAAUACUUGA